Messenger RNA from Eucalyptus grandis, 1094 nucleotides. RefSeq names its product putative expansin-B2. The record is from RefSeq and is a predicted model, not a curated record. Gene Ontology annotation, biological process: sexual reproduction. Gene Ontology annotation, cellular component: extracellular region. NCBI's taxonomy places the organism in Eukaryota, Viridiplantae, Streptophyta, Magnoliopsida, Myrtales, Myrtaceae.
GUGCGCCCAAAUUGAGUGCAAGAAAUCAAACUCCUGACCAAAGUGUCUCGAGAAUCACAUGGCGCUUCUUCAAUCUCCAUCGAUUUGCUUCCCUCUCGCCCUUCUCCUUUCUCUCCUCAUAAACUCGUCUCAAAGCUUCAACCCCAAAUCGCUUAACAUCUCGAAAGUUCAGUCCAACGGUGAUUGGUCGCCGGCAGGUGCGACGUGGUACGGGAGUCCGAACGGCGCUGGAAGCGAUGGUGGCGCAUGUGGGUAUGGGAGUGGGGUCGACCAAGCUCCAUUCUCUUCAAUGGUGUCCGCAGGAGGGCCUUUUUUCAAAUCAGGCAAAGGAUGUGGAGCUUGUUACCAGGUGAAAUGCACUGAAAAUGCGGCUUGUUCCGGGAACCCGGUGACGGUCGUUAUAACUGACGAAUGCCCUGGUGGCCCUUGUGUCGCUGAAUCUGCUCACUUCGAUUUGAGCGGCACGGCUUUUGGAGCCAUGGCGAGCUCCGGCAAGGCCGAUGAACUUCGCAACGCUGGGGUGCUGCAAAUUCAAUACCAAAAAGUAAAGUGCAAUUUCCCCGGCGCGAAGGUGGCGUUCCACGUUGACUCCGGCUCGAACCCCAACUAUUUCGCUGCGCUAAUUGAGUACGAGGAUGGGGAUGGCGAGCUCGGCGCCGUCAACCUGAAGCAGGCUCUAGACUCUGACUCUUGGCUUCCGAUGCAACAGUCGUGGGGCGCGGUUUGGAAGUUGGAUGGCGCAGGCCAGCUGCGCGCUCCAUUCUCGAUCAAGCUCACCUCUCUUGACUCCGGCAAGACCCUGGUUGCCAACAACGUGAUCCCCGCUGGGUGGCAGCCCGGACAGACGUACCGGUCGGUCGUCAACUUUGCUGUCUAAGGGUUGUGCGUGGUUUGCUUGGGAGACGAAGAAAUGGAGAUUGAUCGUCAGUUAAUUUGGCUCUGUAUGUUUUAUGUGACAGGCAAAAUUAGAAUAUUGGAUGGUGUGGAAAAAGAAAUUAUUUUGCUUUUUCCACUCUGUGUAAUCUAGUCAGCUAUGAGCUACCUCUUGGAAAAGAGAGUAGUAGUGAGAAAUGAAUGGUAUUGUCCUUUGAAAA